CCCCCCACUCCCAAACCCUCCACCUCCCCACACACCCUACGUACAGAGCCCCAAACCAGCAUGGCUCUUAACAACGACGCCAAGUACCAGUCGCUCAACCAGCUCCUUCAAUGGUCGAUCGCUAACUCGUCGCCUGAGGCGCUUGCGGCGGCGACAGCGUCGGCGACGGCGGCGGAGGGAACGACGACGACGACAGACACAUCAUCAUCAUCAGCAGCACCAUCGUUGGAGCCGAUCGAUCCAAAGUGGUUGGAUGCGAUGUUUCCGGACGAGGCAAAGAAGAUGAAGGAGACACUGGUGGUGCUGGCCAACACAGAGGCGAGUCUGGAUGAGCGCGAGCUCGCUCUGGAGGAUCUGCUGUUUAUGGUCGAGAACAUUGAUGCCGCGUCGGACCUUUGUCGCAUCGAUGGCGUGGCCCCGUUGCUGAUGCUGGUCCGCCGAACAGAGGCACCUCCGAGCCUUCGCAUCGGUGCUGCAUGGGUUCUUGCCACCGCAUCGCAGAACAAUCCUUUCACCCAGGAGAUCAUCCUCAACCACGGCGGCAUGGCCACUGCCGUCGGCCUUCUCGACGAUCUGGCUUCUGUGCUUGUCGGCGGCUCGCCGUCUCCCCUCGAUGAUGACGAGCUUCCAUCGCCGCUGGCAUUGGACAGGUCAGUCGCUCCAGGCGAGCCCGAUCUUGACGCCAUUGCUCUUGCCAAGAAGCUCCUCUCACUGGUCUCGGCGCUGAUCGAGCACCGCGACGGGCUCGCCGCGCUGCUGGCGGCUGCCGAUGACGACAUCCACUCGCCGCUCAAAGUCUUGGGCACGCUGCUGCACCUUCCGUUUGCGGCGCAGCCGGUUUGCGCCCUUGUCACUCGCACUCUUGUUCUCGUCAACAAGUUGUUUACCCGCGACUCGGCUUCCGAGACGGUGGCCCCGGCGCUGAACGACAGCAACCCGCUGAUCGAGGCACUAGUUGCACUUGUUGUCUCACCGGGCCUUGAUGUCGAUGACUACCUGGCGCUGGCCGAGGCGGCGGUUGCGGCGGUGGUGUCGGGCGGAGCGCUCAGCCCGCUGGCGUAG
Thecamonas trahens ATCC 50062 is the source of this 1062-nucleotide messenger RNA. RefSeq lists its product as uncharacterized. NCBI's taxonomy places the organism in Eukaryota, Apusomonadida, Apusomonadidae. The transcript is spliced from 2 exons. Bases 61 to 1062 code for a protein of 333 amino acids. The record is from RefSeq and is a predicted model, not a curated record.